AUGGUAGUAGAUAGUAAUAAUACCAAUCACAUGGCUGCGUUCAGUGUGUCCCUAUCGCCUUUGCUACCAAGCUCCGUGGAAGAUGAGACGCCGCCCGGCAGAGACGAGGGAAAACGUGUGCGUUUUCAGCCUGCAUUCCAGCCCACCCACACCGUUUUCACCCCCAAAUUGAGUGAAACUGGCUCUUUGCGAUACCGUAAACCAGACGAUCGCAUGGUCGGUAGCACGAGUCUAGCGCCUCCAAGUUCCGUCUCUUCGAUUGCGCAACCGAAUUAUGACGACUUUCUGCGACGUGUGAGCGUUGUACUGUAUCAACAUAUCAGACGUUGUGAGAAGCGACAUCGCGAACAGCAACGUAGCGGUAAUACUGGGGGAAUGACAAACGCCAUUACUGCAGCUGUUUCUGCUCUUACGACAUUGGAACAUCGACCUUUGAAUGUAUACGGAUCCUCCAAUCAUACAUCGGAAACAGCAACGUUUCAUGCGGAAUCGUUGACUUGUUUAUCAGAUUCGGAAGGAGAUGAAGAUACACAGGAAUUAAAUACUACAAACUCAAGUACUAUUUCGUCUCCGAAACUACUGGAUUUACCCGUGGAGGAAAUUUUUUGUGAAGAACAUUUCGUUACUCCUCAGUAUAAGUAUACUUUUGUGAGAUUGCCAAGAGUGCAUCCGAUGACGGUGUAUAGAAUGGAAAAGAUUACGUCAAAAAGACAUGUGCCCAGUGUGGAUGAAAUUUUUCGAUUCUGUAAGAAUUUAUUCAAUAAGGCACAAUUGAGUGCAGAGUGCACUAUUGUAUGUCUGAUCUACAUUGAGAGAGUUAUGGAGCAAGCUAAUGUACCACUAGUAGCGGCUACAUGGAAACCAAUUGUACUUUGUGGUUUGCUCUUGGCAUCGAAAGUGUGGCAAGAUUUAAGCUCAUGGAAUGUCGAGAUCAGCAAUAUCUAUCCACAAUUUUCGCUGCACUCGAUCAAUCGACUGGAGCGGCUAUUUCUGCAUCAUAUCCAGUGGGAUCUCUAUAUUUCCGCAACGGUGUAUGCCAAGUACUAUUUUGCACUCCGAUCACUAACAGAAAAGAAAAAUUUCAGACGUCGGUAUAAUUAUACGAUGCGUGUGGACCCACCCAACUCAAAAAGACUUGAAGAACGAAGUGCAGCAAUCAAGCACGAACUGUAUUCCAAGAGUCUCUGA
Messenger RNA from Peronospora farinosa, 1188 nucleotides. Lineage: Eukaryota; Oomycota; Peronosporomycetes; Peronosporales; Peronosporaceae. The record is from the annotation of a GenBank genome assembly.